This is a messenger RNA of Exophiala aquamarina CBS 119918, 2043 nucleotides long. RefSeq lists its product as uncharacterized. Gene Ontology annotation, molecular function: ATP binding; RNA helicase activity; nucleic acid binding. Lineage: Eukaryota; Fungi; Ascomycota; Eurotiomycetes; Chaetothyriales; Herpotrichiellaceae. Gene Ontology annotation, biological process: maturation of SSU-rRNA. Gene Ontology annotation, cellular component: 90S preribosome. The record is from RefSeq and is a predicted model, not a curated record. The transcript has a single exon. Bases 1 to 2043 code for a protein of 680 amino acids.
AUGGAUGCACUGAAACUUCUCUCCCGAUCAACCGGGCUGAAAGCAACAGCAUCAAAAUCCGUGUCCAGCCAAAAUCCGUCAGCCGAGUCCAAGCCCCAGGACAACGGCAUAAACGGCAACACCAGAAAACGAAAACGAGAGUCAGAUGCCGUAGCUGACGUCGACCAAGCUCAUGCGAAGCGACUACUCUCCGAGCAGGAAAUUCGACAGAUACAGAAAAAGCAAAGUAUCAAGAUUGUCGACUUGGGUGUCUUCCGGGCCGCCGCUGACCCGUUAGCGUCCAAAAAGUCACUGAAGGAGAGCUCGAGAAUUUUUCCACAACCACUUACCAACUUUUCGCAACUACGUCGCCACCAUAACAUCAAUGCUUCACUGGCUCGCAAUGUGUCUGACCAAGGAUAUCAUGAACCGAGUGAGGUUCAGGUCGCGACACUGCCCCUCCUCCUUGAGGGAACACGAGGCCCGGGGGAAACUGAACCAAACCUCUUGACCGUAGCCCCGACGGGCAGUGGAAAGACAUUGGCGUUCUUGAUACCACUGAUUGAAAAGAUUGCCAAAUAUCACCAGACCAAAGACGAUAGCCUCGGGAAGCAUGUCAGCGCCCUGAUUCUGGUGCCCACCAAAGAGCUAGUGUCACAAAUUGUAAACGAGGGUCGGAAACUCACAGUCAGCACCGGUGUCACAAUUACGGCGAUGAAAAAAGGAAUGAGGCUAUAUGACGGACACAACGGGGCAAGCGAUACUUCAUCCGACUCGGACAACAACAGUGAAGACGAGCGUGGAAGCACAACCCCAGGAAAACGAGUGCCUAUAGUCAAGUCUGAUGUCCUGGUCACUACACCUUUAAGCCUUGUUCAUGUACUUUGCCCAUCCUGGGGAGAAGACGAAUCGAUACCUCCUCAUCCGCUCCCCCAGCUCGAGACACUCAUCUUUGACGAGGCAGAUGUUCUUCUCGAUCCGCUCUUCCGUGCUCAGACUCUUGCAAUUUGGUCGGCAUGCACAUCAUCUACACUUCGAAUUAGUAUGUGGUCUGCCACAAUUGGCUCGAAUAUUGAGGAGCUUGCCGUGCAGACAAUUCUGUCGCGCCAAAAGAAGCUUAAGAUUAAGAAAAGCGAGCAACCCCCUCUGAUAAGAACAAUUAUAGGUCUUAAGGAUAUCAGCCUGCCAACGAUCUCUCACAAACUUACCUACACCGCAACAGAAUCGGGGAAACUCUUAGGAAUGCGACAGCUACUCCAUCCAUCACGCUCAACCCCCUCCUCGAAGUCCGACAAAAAUAAAGGUGAACCACUGCGGCCGCCUUUUCUGGUCUUUACCCAAACAAUCGCCCGGGCACAGUCCUUGUAUACAGAACUACAAUACGAUAUUCCUUCAGAAGCUGGUGGCUCCGCACGUAUCGCCGUUCUCCAUUCCUCGCUUCCGGCGCACACCCGUUCGUCAAUCAUGCAAAUGUUUCGACUUGGGAAGAUAUGGAUACUGAUCACGACAGAUCUCAUUUCGCGAGGUAUUGAUUUCCGAGGAGUCAACGCGGUGAUAAACUACGACAUACCGACGACUGUAGCAGGAUACGUGCAUCGUGCCGGAAGAACUGGAAGAGCAGGAAGAGAGGGAGGCGUGUGUGUGAGUUUUUACACAAAGGAGGACAUUCAAUAUGUCAAGGGCAUCGCAAAUGUUAUUGCCGCAAGUCAGAAGACACAGUCAAAACUUAAAGAUGUGGCGGCAGAGACCGACUUGGAUAAUUCAUCGUCAGGACGACCUGUGGUGGAGAAUGGCAUCCAACCUUGGUUGUUGCAUGCUCUUCCAGAUGUGUCCAAGUCCGCACGGAAAGAUCUCAAAUUCCACGGAGUAGAGUCACGUCGAGCGAUACAUGCAGACGAUGACGAGAAGACCAAGAGGAUGAAACGCAAGGCAAGGAUUGGAACGCAAAGUGGGUUUGAGAGACGAGAGGUCAAUCGAAAGCGUGGUGCUAUCGAGCAAAACCUGCGAACGCAACGGGAGGAGCAACCGACAGAAAAUGAUGAGCACUGGGAGGGAUUCGGCUGA